Molecule: messenger RNA, 3570 nt
Organism: Funneliformis mosseae
Lineage: Eukaryota; Fungi; Glomeromycota; Glomeromycetes; Glomerales; Glomeraceae
Source: the annotation of a GenBank genome assembly
AUGGAGCUUAAAAUUAUUAAAUAUACUCAAUAUAAUGAAAUUAAAAACGUUGAGGGAUGCAAAAUUAACGAAAGUUUCUUUGAAAAUUAUAAAUCUUCUCAUAAUGUAAAAUGGAUGUUAGCAACAUCGAAUAUGGAUCAAAAUCAAAAAACUAUCUUUGUUGCAAUAUCAUGUGUAACUGAAUCUGAUAUGACAGUUAACAAGGAUGUACAAAAUAUAAGUUCAAAAUUUGAAACCAACAUUAGAGUUGAAAAUCGUGGAAAAACAGUCAUUUUAAAAAUUGAAAAGUCAGAAAAGUUAGAAUCUGAGGGAAUUAAAGAAAUUAAAGAUUAUAAACAACAGGAAAAUAUCGGUGGAAUUGUUUCGUUUCUGGAUGAUGAAAACGAUUCUGAUGAGAAAGAUUCCAAUAAAAUCGAUUCUGGUAAAAAUGGUUUUAAUAAACAUGGACCUGUAUGCUUUAUCUUUAAUGCAAGCGGAAUCUAUAGACUUGAAUGUACGCUCAAUAAUAAGGGAUUAAAGAAUUUUGAGCAAUUUAAUUAUCCAAAAAAACUUAUGAACGAAUUAGAAACUUUAUACAAAUCCAAAUCUUGUUUAUUACGAAUUAAUGACUGUAUUUUUAAUCAUUAUUUCCAUAUUGAGCAAUACACUGAAGGUAUUCAAGUUAUGCAAUUGUAUGAUCUAAAAACCAUGCAAAUACAACAAAUAUUUAACAUAUAUGUAGAAAAAAAUCAUCCGAAUAAAUAUAGCAAUUCCGUAUUAGCUAUUUCAAAAAAUAAGCAAAUGAUUGCUUUUUCUUCUGGAUAUGGAAAUAUAGCUCUUUAUUUAAUAGAAAAUGGUCUGGAGAUUAUUCGUAAAGAUUUAGGAAAAGAUACCAAAAUAGUUGGUUGCGAAUUUAAGGAUGAUAACACAUUAAUGAUAAUUAAACAAACUAAGGACAAGACAGUGUUGUCAAUUUGGCAUUUAUGUACAAAUGAAGUUCAAGAUUAUGAUAAAAAUAUCAAAGUUGAAGAAGAUAAAGAAAGUUUUUUAUAUAGCGCAAUGAUUCCUGGUAAAUAUGUAUUUAUUGAUAAUCUUGGUGGAAUAUUAUCUAUAUAUGAUAAUAUAUUUAAAAUAGAUAAUAAGACAAAAGAAAAUCAAAGUUCUUUACCAGAAUUAGAAUUAUACAAAGGUGGUCAUAAAAAAGAAACAAAGGAUGAAGAUCAUUCAAAUAAAGCAGCGUUACCUAUUAUACUUAAUAGAGAACCAUGGAUAACUGAUGAUUAUAAAAAGGAAUGGAUAUAUCUUGAUCAAGAAAAAUUGAUACAUUUAUAUAUUGGAAAAUGCACAGUUCAAGUAUGGCGUAAGAUUAAGCAAGAAGAAAAUUUUAUUCUUGAAUAUUUUUGGACGAACGAAUAUGAUGAUGAAAUUAAUGAUAAUGGAAUAUUACAAAUAGUAGAUUUAUUUGUUUAUAAAAGUGGAUUUGUUCUUAAAUUAAAAAAAAAUAAUAACUAUAUUGACCUCAAAUGGACAGAUAAAGAUAUUGUUGGUCAUAAGGAUUUAAUGAGGCAUGCUUGUAUUGGCCUUGAAUAUUUAAAUGAUCAAAGAAAUAAAUUAGCAGGAUAUGAGAACCAGCAUGUAUUUGAAGAAAUUAAGAAUAAUGUUUCUCUUAUGAUUUUGAGAUUUAUUAGAAAUUAUCCUGACAUUUGGAAAAUGCUAGAUAUUCACUAUAAUCUUAUGGCAAGCAUUAUAAUUGGUGGCUCAGAUACUCUUAUUAAAUAUAUUUUAUUUGGUGAUGAUGUAGUAAAACAUACAAAUUUACAUAUACCAAGAAUAACUCGAUGGACUGAAUCUAAAAAUAAUUCAAAUAAAAGUGAUUUGCAAAUAGCUAUUGGAUUGUGUGAACCUGGUCUUGAACGUAACCGUAGAAUUUUGGUUGUAACUUAUUUACUUGAAUAUUAUUCGAAAAAUGCAACUGAACAUCACGGAUGGUUAAUUAAUAUUUCAAAAGCAUUACCAGACUUAUACACAUAUAAUUUAGAAUCUUGUGUUAGCGAAUUAUUUUAUAAAAAAUGCAUGGAAGGUAUAGAAAUAUCAAAUAUUAUUGAACACACAGAUAUUAUACCUAAAUAUAUUCAAAUCAUUUUAAAAGUAAAACAAAAGUUCACAGCAUUUAAUCCAAUCUCAAAACUUAUUUCAGCAAGUGAGCAGAAAUUUGAUUUUAAAGAUGGUUUGAAGUUAGAAUUAACAAAACUUUACGUAAAAUUUCUUCCAAAGAAAUAUGAAAAUUAUUCUCCAACUGUAAAAACAGUUCCCUUACAUAAUUUUACUGUUAAUAGUAUACAUGGAAAUAAUAACGACAAACCCUCUCAAUUACACCCUUAUCUCCAACAUAUUAUCAAACUUUUGAAAUUAUUGUUCAUCCCUCGAGGUUAUCUUGUUAACCAUUCAGCUGAUGCAGAGAGAUCUUCACAACUUAGUCCAUUUGUACAACUAAUUAGAAAAGAAAAUAAUGAUGAUAUCUUUAAUAACCCUGUAAUGGAAGCUUACAGACAGUUUCAACAUCAUGAUUGGAGAUAUUACUUCAAACUUUUUAAUUGUAUUGAUUUAGCAUCAAUUGUCGUAGCAGUGGUUAUAAUGUCAGUUUAUGUCACUCCUUCAUUUGAUACUAAAAACGCAUUUGCUAAUGUUGUGACAACUCAAGGAACAACCAUCGCGAUUUCUUUUACGAUGUUAUUACUGUGGUUUGAAUUUAUUUUAUAUCUUCGGUUAAUUUCAGAACCAGCGAAAUAUAUCUAUAUUAUGCUAAAUAUUAUUAAAGAGAUAUGGAUAUUUCUCGCUUUUAUGAUUCUUGUGAUGGCAGGAUUGGCACAUAGUUUUUUAUUAUUGUUACAAUAUCCUGACUUUACAAAUAUUCAAGAAAACUCAUCAUCAUCCACAUUAUUUACGGGUGAUUCUAACUUCAAAAUUCAAAAAGAUUUUGAUCGAACCGAAGAUAACCCUGCUAAAUCUUUCGUUACCUCAUUCCUUUCAACAUAUAGUUGGUUAAGUGGUGGAUUUUCACAACAAGAUUCAUGGAAUUUUUGGGCGGUAAAGUUUAUUACCUUCUUUGGUAGUUUUCUUUUAGUAACCAUUUUACAAAAUAUGUUUAUUGCUUUUAUGGGGGGUGUGUAUUCUAAUGCAUUUGAGAAAGGUCGUGUUGCUUUAUUACGAUUUCGUGCAGAUUCAAUUUCGGAUUAUGAGGCAUUAGAUGAGAUAUAUUUCUAUCCUCCACCACCAGAACCAAAAUAUAUUUAUUAUAUUGGUAAAUCAAAAAGUCAUGAAAACUGGGAUGAGAAUGUCAAUAAACGUGAGAAUAAAAACUUAUAUGAUGAUUAUGAAAGCGAACAGAAGAAUGAAGAAGAUACUAGUGUCGAACUUAAUAAUAAGGUUAUUGAAUUGAACAGCAAAGUUGAUCAAGCUUGUAGUAAGAUAGAAGAUACUAGUGUUGAGCUUAAUAAUAAGAUUGUUGAAUUGAACAGCAAAGUUGAUAAGGUUUGUAGUAAGAUAGAAGAGGUUAAUAAUAAGAUCGAUAAAUUACUUAACUUUAAGUAA